CCCCACAUCUGCUUGCUUAGUUAACCUUGGCAGCUGUAAAGGGUUUCUAGGCAAAAUAACGGGAAGGUAUUUUCUCUAAGUGCCACAAAUACAAUAACCUGAAUUUAGCAAAAUGAAGCCAAGCAGGGGAGUCAGUUGGCAAUUGAUAUCUUCACCUCCUUGCGCACCCUGAUGACUGGAGGGCUUUCAAAGUUGAUUUAAAGUUGAUGUUUGUCACCGUAACCCGUGCCUAGUGCAAUAAGCAGAGUCGUCAACACUUAGCCGCCAGUCUGCGGGGCUGAGGCGUGCUAAAUAUUUAGUCCUUGGGAACUUUUCAAUGCUGAAAGCAAACUAUGGAGGAUAUAAAAGGAAGGAGCACUUAAGAAGAUCCCAGAGCCCGAAGAAGAUGGGUUUCUGAAUGGUGCUGCUGUCCCUGCUGUCCUUGCUGAUUUUGAUAUGGUGCAUUUGGACCAAAAUGGCAGAUUCUCACCCGCCGAAGCAGAUCAGGUCAGAGAUGGAGCAACCAAGUCCAGAACCACGAGCAGUCUCUGAAAACAAGCAGCAGCUGUCGAAAGCAUCAACGCGUGAACCGCAGGAGAGCUCAGUGACCCAGCCAUCAUUUGCUGGGACCACGCUGGGUUUGGAGGAGAUUGUCAUGGAAGCCAGUAAACAACCCGCAGAAAGGCCUUUGCAGGACAAGCCUCCCAGUGUCCCUUCGCCCUCGGGUUCACCAGGCCUAGCAGUUCCAGCCAGCAGUGGCCCAAGGCCUGUAUCCCGCGGGUCUCUUCCUUCCUUAAAUAAAGAGCUAAAGCCAGCGAGGUCCUGCUCCAGGGACGAGCAGGAGCAGCUGAUGGAGCCAAGACAGGCCCAGCUCAAAAGACAAGGCAUGGCCAAGUUCGUGCUGGGAUCUUUCGAGGAUAACUCCUCCGAUGACGAGGUCGUCUCUGGCUCCUUCAAGGUCACGAGCAGAAGAGGCAGUAUGGUGAGCGGGGCCAGCUCCUCCUCUUUUGAGUCCUUCUCAGUCACUUCCCUCCUGGAGUCAAGAUCUUUCUCCACUGUCAUGAGGCCCAGCAUGUCAGGACUGCACUUGAUCAAGAAAGGCCGGGAGCAGAAGAAGCUGGAUCUCCACCGGGACUUCACCGUCGCCUCGCCUGCUGAGUUUGUGACGCGCUUUGGAGGGAACCGUGUCAUUGAAAAGGUCCUGAUUGCAAACAAUGGCAUUGCUGCUGUCAAAUGCAUGCGCUCCAUCCGCCGGUGGGCCUACGAAAUGUUUCGGAAUGAGCGAGCAAUUAGGUUUGUUGUCAUGGUUACACCUGAAGACCUUAAGGCAAAUGCAGAGUACAUCAAAAUGGCCGAUCACUACGUGCCUGUUCCUGGGGGAGCCAACAACAACAACUACGCCAAUGUAGAGCUCAUUGUGGACAUCGCCAAACGAAUUCCAGUGCAGGCGGUGUGGGCUGGCUGGGGACAUGCUUCAGAGAAUCCUAAGCUUCCAGAGCUGCUGCAGAAAAAUGGGGUGGCUUUCCUCGGUCCUCCCAGUGAUGCCAUGUGGGCCUUGGGAGAUAAAGUGGCUUCCACCAUCAUAGCACAGACAGUUCAGAUCCCCACAUUACCGUGGAGUGGAAGCGGUCUGGUGGCAGAGUGGAGCAAGGAGGAUCACGAGCAGCAGAGGACCAUCAGCGUCCCCCUGGAGAUUUACGGACAGGGCUGCGUGAAGGAUGUGGACGAUGGCCUGGAGGUGGCCAAGAGGAUCGGCUUCCCCGUGAUGAUAAAGGCUUCCGAAGGCGGCGGGGGCAAAGGGAUUCGCAAAGUAGAGACUGCGGAGGAGUUUGCCAGCCGCUUCAGACAAGUACAGGGCGAGGCCAUCGGGUCCCCCAUCUUCGUGAUGAAAUUAGCACAGCACGCACGACACCUGGAGGUCCAGGUCCUCGCCGAUCAGUACGGGAACGCAGUUUCGUUGUUCGGCCGUGACUGCUCCAUCCAGCGCCGACAUCAGAAGAUCAUCGAAGAGGCUCCGGCCACGAUAGCCGCUCCCGCCGUGUUUGACUUCAUGGAGCAGUGUGCCGUGCGCCUCGCGAGGAUGGUGGGUUACGUGAGCACAGGGACAGUCGAGUACCUGUAUAGUGAGGACGGGAGCUUCCACUUCCUGGAGCUGAAUCCCCGCCUGCAGGUCGAGCACCCCUGCACGGAAAUGGUUGCAGAUGUGAACUUACCUGCUGCUCAGCUGCAGAUUGCAAUGGGUGUCCCCUUGCACCGCAUAAAGGACAUUCGAGUCCUGUACGGAGAGGCCCCGUGGGCUGACAUGCCCAUCUGCUUUGAGAAUCCGGUAAAUGCCCCAGCGCCGAGAGGCCACGUCAUCGCUGCCAGAAUCACCAGCGAAAACCCCGAGGAGGGUUUCAAGCCAAGCUCGGGGACGGUGCAGGAGCUGAAUUUCCGAAGCAGCAAGAAUGUCUGGGGCUAUUUCAGCGUGGCAGCAGCCGGUGGCUUGCAUGAGUUUGCCGAUUCCCAGUUCGGGCACUGUUUCUCCUGGGGGGAGAACCGCGAGGAAGCCAUCUCGAACAUGGUUGUAGCAUUGAAAGAGCUGUCGAUCCGAGGGGAUUUCAGAACAACAGUCGAGUAUCUGAUCAAGCUGCUGGAGACCGAGAGCUUUCAGAACAACGAGAUUGAUACUGGCUGGCUGGACCACCUGAUCGCUGAGAAAGUGCAGGCCGAGAAGCCUGACACCAUGCUGGGUGUUGUCUGCGGCGCUCUGAACAUAGCCGAUGCCUUGUUCCGGACCUGCAUGACCGAAUUCUUGCAUUCACUUGAAAGGGGGCAGGUGCUGCCAGCAGAUUCCCUGCUGAACAUUGUAGAUGUGGAGCUCAUUUCGGAAGGGGUGAAGUACGCUGUCAAGGUUGCCCGUCAGUCUCCGACAACAUACAUCAUCAUCAUGAAUAACACCUACCUUGAGAUUGAUGUGCACAGCUUGAAUGAUGGUGGGCUGCUCCUGUCCUACGAUGGUAACAGUUACACUACGUACAUGAAGGAGGAAGCAGACCGAUACCGAAUCACCAUCAGUAAUAAAACAUGUGACUUUGAGAAGGAGAAAGAUCCGACUGUGCUGAGAUCACCCUCUGCUGGAAAACUGCUGCAGUACCUUGUGGAAGACGGAGGCCACAUCUGCAUGGGGCACAGUUUUGCAGAGAUUGAGGUGAUGAAAAUGAUCAUGCCCCUGACUGUAGAAGAAUCUGGUCACAUACAUUAUAUAAAGCGGCCAGGAGCGUUGCUGGAGGCAGGCUGUGUCAUAGCCAGGCUUGAGUUGGAUGAUCCUACCAAAGUGCAUCCAGCCCAGCUGUACAGAGGUGGCCUCCCAGCUCAGCAGACAUUGCCAAUCACCGGGGAGAAGCUGCACCAGGUCUUUCGUAACGUGCUGCAUAAGCUGAUCAACAUCAUGAACGGGUUCUGCUUGCCCGAGCCAUAUUUCAGCACCAGGGCAAAAGAAUGGGUGACCAAGUUGAUGAAAACCCUCCGGGACCCAUCCCUGCCCCUUCUGGAGCUGCAGGAGAUCAUGACAAGCGUCUCUGGGAGAAUCCCUCCGUCAGUGGAGAAAUCUGUACGAAAAGUGAUGGCCCAGUAUGCCAGUAACAUCACUUCUGUGCUGUGCCAGUUUCCUAGUCAGCAGAUCGCUAGCAUCCUGGACAGCCACGCAGCCACUCUGCAGAGGAAGGCAGAUCGGGAAGUCUUCUUCAUGAACACCCAGAGCAUAGUGCAGUUAGUCCAGAGGUAUCGCAGUGGCAUUCGGGGCUACAUGAAGUCAGUCGUGCUGGACUUGCUGAAGAGAUACUUGCAAGUGGAAACCCAGUUCCAGCAAGCUCACUACGACAAAUGCGUGGUCAACCUGAGGGAGCAGUACAAGCCUGACAUGACCCCAGUGCUCAAGUGCAUCUUUGCACAUGCCCAGGUGGCAAAGAAAAACCUUCUUGUGACCAUGUUGAUUGAUCAGCUCUGUGGCCGAGAACCCACCCUGACCGACGAGCUGGUGGCCAUCCUCAACGAGCUGACGCAGCUCAGUAAAACAGAGCACUCCAAAGUGGCUUUGAGAGCCAGACAGGUGCUGAUUGCGUCUCACCUCCCUUCGUACGAACUGAGACACAACCAGGUGGAGUCCAUCCUCCUCUCUGCCAUCGAUAUGUACGGCCACCAGUUCUGCCCUGAAAACCUCAAGAAACUGAUCCUCUCAGAAACCACCAUCUUCGAUGUGCUGCCCAUCUUCUUCUACCACGCGAACGAAGUGGUGCGCAUGGCAGCACUGGAGGUGUAUGUGAGGCGAGGCUAUAUUGCCUACGAGCUGAACAGCCUGCAGCAUCGCCAGCUGUCGGAUGGCACCUGUGUGGUGGAGUUCCAGUUCAUGCUGCCAUCGUCCCAUCCGAACAGAGGCUGCAUCCCUACUUUGAGCAGGAUGUCUGUCCCUAUCAGCAUAUCAAACCCAGACUUAGCCCGGCAUAGCACUGAGCUCUUUAUGGACAGCGGGUUUUCUCCUCUGUGUCAGAGAAUGGGUGCCAUGGUGGCUUUCAACAGAUUUGAAGACUUCACCAGAAACUUCGAUGAAGUGAUCUCCUCCUUUGCUGACCCACCCUCCGAGAGCCCCUUGUUCAGCGAGGUGCAAGCUACACUCUACGACGACGAGGACAACAAGAACGUCCGAGAGGAGCCGAUCCACAUCCUGAACAUCGCGAUCCAGUGCGUAGAGCACCUCGAGGAUGAGAAGCUGGUGCCCAUCUUCAGAGCUUUUGCUCAGUCCAAGAAAAACAUCCUGGUUGACUGUGGCCUCCGGAGAAUCACGUUCUUGGUCGCACAGCAGAGAGAAUUCCCGAAGUUUUUUACAUUCAGAGCAAGAGACGAGUUUGCAGAAGACCGGAUUUAUCGGCACUUGGAACCAGCCCUGGCCUUCCAAUUGGAGCUGAGCCGCAUGCGUAACUUUGACCUGACCGCUAUCCCUUGUGCCAACCACAAGAUGCAUCUCUACCUGGGGGCUUCCAAGGUGGCAGAGGGGGCAGAAGUGACUGACCACCGGUUCUUCAUACGAGCCAUUGUGCGCCACUCAGACCUUAUCACAAAGGAAGCCUCGUUCGAGUACCUGCAGAACGAGGGGGAGCGGUUGCUCCUGGAAGCCAUGGACGAGCUGGAGGUGGCCUUCAACAACACGAGCGUCCGCACAGAUUGUAACCACAUCUUCCUCAACUUUGUGCCAACUGUUGUCAUGGACCCCUCCAAGAUAGAGGAGUCAGUCCGCUCCAUGGUGAUGCGCUACGGGAGCCGCUUGUGGAAACUGCGGGUCCUGCAGGCGGAAGUGAAGAUCAACAUCCGCCUGAUGCCGACAACCAAGGCGAUUCCCAUCCGCCUCUUCCUGGCCAACGAGUCUGGCUACUACUUGGAUAUUAGUCUCUACAAAGAAGUGAAGGACUCCAGCACAGAGAAUAUCAUGUUCCACUCCUAUGGAGACAAGCAAGGGCCACUGCACGGGAUGCUGAUCAACACACCGUACGUCACGAAGGACCUGCUUCAGUCCAAGAGAUUCCAGGCACAGUCUCUGGGCACGACCUACGUGUACGACUUCCCCGAAAUGUUCAGGCAGGCUCUCUUCAAGCUCUGGGGCUGUACCGAGAGCUGUUCCAAAGACGUCCUCACCUACACUGAGUUAGUGCUGGAUUCCCAGGGGCAGCUGGUGCAGAUGAACAGACUCCCUGGUGGAAAUAAGGUGGGGAUGGUGGCUUUCAAAAUGAAGCUGAAAACCCCCGAGUAUCCGAACGGCCGGGACAUCAUUGUCAUAAGCAAUGACAUCACGCACAAGAUUGGCUCCUUUGGAGUCAAGGAGGACCUCCUCUUCCUGAGAGCGUCGGAGCUGGCCCGUGCAGAGGGCAUCCCCCGUGUCUACAUUGCGGCGAACAGCGGGGCACGGAUGGGGCUCGCCGAGGAGCUAAAGUACAUAUUCCAGGUGGCGUGGGUGGACCCUGCCGACCCCAACAAGGGGUUCAAGUACCUGUACCUGACCCCGCAGGACUACACGAGGAUCAGCUCCAUGAACUCAGUGCACUGUGAGCAUGUGGAGGAAGGAGGCGAGUCCAGGUACGUCCUCACAGAUAUCAUUGGCAAAGAGGAAGGAUUGGGUGUGGAGAACCUGCGAGCUGCUGGCACCAUUGCUGGGGAGACCUCUCGUGCAUACGAUGAAAUUGUGACCAUUAGCAUGGUGACCUGUCGUGCCAUAGGAAUUGGUGCUUAUUUGACGAGGCUGGGCCAGCGAGUCAUACAGGUGGAGAAUUCCUACAUCAUUCUCACUGGGACCAAGGCUUUGAAUAAGGUCCUGGGGCGUGAAGUCUACACAUCCAAUAACCAGCUGGGAGGCGUGCACAUCAUGCAUAAUAACGGUGUUUCCCAUGUCACUGUCCCGGAUGACUUCGAGGGGGUCUAUACUGUCUUACAGUGGCUUUCAUACAUGCCAAAGGACAAUCACAGCCCAGUGCCUGCUACUGCCAUAAGUGACCCCAUAGAAAGAGAGAUUGAUUUUGUCCCUACCAAAGCCCCCUACGACCCCAGAUGGAUGCUGGCCGGAAGACCCCAUCCAACGGUCAAGGGGACCUGGCAGAGCGGCUUCUUUGAUCACGGCUCAUUCACGGAGAUCAUGAAGCCCUGGGCACAGACUGUCGUCAUUGGCAGAGCAAGGCUGGGAGGGAUUCCCGUCGGUGUGAUUGCUGUGGAGACCCGGAGCGUAGAGCUUACGAUACCCGCUGACCCGGCCAACCUGGACUCCGAAGUAAAGAUAGUCCAGCAAGCCGGGCAAGUCUGGUUCUCGGAUUCCUCCUUCAAAACCACCCAGGCUAUGAAAGACUUCAACCGAGAGCACCUCCCCCUCCUGAUCUUUGCAAACUGGCGGGGGUUCGCUGGUGGCAUGAAAGACAUGUACGAUCAAAUACUGAAGUUUGGGGCUCACAUUGUCGACUGCAUCAGGCAGUUCAAGCAGCCUGUCCUUAUCUACGUCCCCCCACACGGUGAGCUGAGAGGAGGGUCUUGGGGGGUGCUCGACCCGACUAUCAACCCUCUGUACGUGGAGCUUUAUGUCGACAAGGAGAGCAGGGGAGGCAUUUUAGAAGCUGAGGGAACUGUGGAAAUCAAGUACCGAAGGAAAGAUUUGGUGAAGACCAUGAGAAGACUUGAUGCAGUUUACGGCAGACUUGUUGAACAGUUGGGGACCCCUGCGCUCUCUGAACCAGAGCGCAAGGAGCUGGAGAAGCAGCUGAGAGCCCGGGAGGAGCUGCUCUUGCCCAUCUACCACCAGGUGGCGGUGCACUUUGCCGACCUUCACGACACGCCGGGGAAGAUGCAAGAAAGAGGCGUUAUCACAGUUAAGCAACCAGGCUUUGCUCUCGGGUCUUGUUUUGCUGUCACCAGUGAAGCCCAGGAUAUCCUGGAAUGGAAGAAUUCCCGCUCGUUCUUAUACUGGCGUCUGCGGCGCCUGCUGCUGGAGGAGGUAGUGAAAGCAGAGAUCCUGGAGGCGAACAGUGAGCUCAGCCACAUCCACAUCCAGUCCAUGCUGCGCCGGUGGUUCAUCGAGAUGGAAGGGGCGGCGAAGGGCUAUCUCUGGGACAACAACCAGGUGGUGGUAGAAUGGCUGGAGAAGCAGUUGCAGGAAGAGGACGGCAUCCGAUCAGCCAUUCGGGAAAACAUCAAGUACUUGAAACGCGAUUAUGCCCUCAAACAUGUCCAGAGUGUGGUGCAAGUGAACCCCGAGAUCGCCAUGGACUGCAUCAUUCACAUGACCCAGCACAUCACCCAAGCUCAGCAGGCCCAGCUCGCUCAGCUCUUUUCCACAAUAGAGAACCCCAACUCCCCCUGACCAAGGAGCCUGUCGGGGAGAGGAAGUGUGCAACGAUAAGCUGCUCCUUCAGGACCAGAUACUGUCUUCAGCCCUAGUGCUGAAGUCCCAGACUCCGACUGCGUGCCUACCUAAAGGGUGCUGGUAUUGCAUUGUAUACCACUAAGACAGACUUUUUCCAAAUGUGUGUGCACGCCCUGUAUUCAUGGACAUUGUUUAAGAAAAAUAAUCCAUUGCAGUGACAUCUUUUUGCAGAAUUUGAAUUCCCCCCAGAUCUGCUGGGGUAUUGGCUGUGUGCCUGUCCCCAGCAUGUGGCCACUGCUCCAGCCAGGCUCCCAGUUCGUUUUAGAAACAAAUUGGAAAUCUUUUAAAUUCGUUUCUGGUAAGCGCAGUUUGUGAUCCUUAAAAGUUCAGAUGCACUUAGCCGCAAAGAAUGGAUGGAGCUGGGAAUAGAGAUCCAAUUCUGUAUAUGUAUAAAGUACCUGAAAGGG
Gavialis gangeticus (Gharial) is the source of this 8319-nucleotide messenger RNA. It is a transcript of the gene ACACB, whose product is annotated as acetyl-CoA carboxylase beta. The coding region runs from base 398 to 7849 and encodes 2483 amino acids. Gene Ontology annotation, molecular function: acetyl-CoA carboxylase activity; ATP binding; metal ion binding. The transcript has 55 exons. Lineage: Eukaryota; Metazoa; Chordata; Crocodylia; Gavialidae. Gene Ontology annotation, biological process: fatty acid biosynthetic process. The record is from RefSeq and is a predicted model, not a curated record.